This is a messenger RNA of Larimichthys crocea (large yellow croaker), 1753 nucleotides long. RefSeq names its product ELOVL fatty acid elongase 1b (gene elovl1b). Gene Ontology annotation, biological process: fatty acid elongation, polyunsaturated fatty acid; fatty acid elongation, saturated fatty acid; very long-chain fatty acid biosynthetic process. Gene Ontology annotation, molecular function: fatty acid elongase activity. The coding region runs from base 289 to 1248 and encodes 319 amino acids. NCBI's taxonomy places the organism in Eukaryota, Metazoa, Chordata, Actinopteri, Sciaenidae. The record is from RefSeq and is a predicted model, not a curated record. Gene Ontology annotation, cellular component: endoplasmic reticulum; endoplasmic reticulum membrane. The transcript is spliced from 9 exons.
UUUUUUUUUCCAGUUGAAGGGUUGGGUCAGAAGGAAAGAUUUAAGCGGAAAGAAAGAGGAAGCAGAGCGAACUUCAGACACGAGUUGGGCGAGAUUAUCAUCCUCCUUUUAACUGCAGCCUGCCCGCCUGCCCGACCGCCCGCCUGCCUGCCUGCCCGCCCUUGUAGAUUACAGAAAGGCUUUGCCGUGCUGUAAAAGAGGAAUCUCCUUUGGCAUUUGAUGAUAUAAGGGGAAAAUUCUAGUCUCAACAAGAUAAUUGGGUAACAACAACAACACAAAUCUACAAACAUGUUUCAAGGGAUUCGGGAGCUUGGCUCACAUGCCAUGGAUAUCUACGACUACCUCGUGGCAGGAACUGAUCCACGGCUGAAGGAUUAUCCACUUAUGCAGAGUCCUAUUCCCAUGUCCAUAAUAUUGCUGUGCUAUCUGCUCUUUGUACUGUACAUCGGACCUCGAAUAAUGGCCAAUCGCAAGCCUUUCCAGCUAAAAGAAGCCAUGAUAGUCUACAAUUUCACGCUAGUGGCACUGUCGGUAUACAUCGUCUACGAAUUCUUGAUGUCUGGGUGGGCCACAACGUAUACCUGGCGAUGCGAUGCAAUUGAUACGUCUGAAAGUCCUCAAGCAUUACGAAUGGUCCAAGUGGCCUGGCUGUUCUGGUUCUCCAAGAUUGUUGAACUCAUGGAUACAAUCUUCUUCGUGCUGAGGAAAAAACAUGGACAGAUCACCUUCCUACACAUCUUCCACCACUCCUUCAUGCCCUGGACCUGGUGGUGGGGAGUUUCCUAUGCCCCUGGUGGAAUGGGAUCUUUCCAUGCCAUGGUGAACUCUACCGUCCAUGUGAUCAUGUAUUUCUACUAUGGCCUUGCUGCUGCUGGACCACGUUUCCAGAAGUUCUUGUGGUGGAAGAAAUACAUGACUGCCAUUCAGCUGACCCAGUUUGUCCUUGUAUCUCUCCACGCUACCCAGUAUUACUUCAUGGACAGUUGCGACUACCAGUUCCCCAUGAUCCUCCACCUCAUCUGGAUGUACGGAACCUUCUUCUUCGUGCUCUUCUCCAACUUCUGGAUCCAGGCUUACGUUAAGGGUAAGCGGUUGCCAAAACAUGACAUUAAGCAGCAAAAUGGCACUGCUGUCUACGCCAAUGGCAAACACCAAGAGAAUGGCAACAGUAUCAACCACGGAGCCACCAAUGGCUCUACUCGCCACGAGAACGGCAGCUCUCACAUGGGCAAGAUGAAGAAGGCCUAGGAUAUCUGGAAGGAAACGGCCAAAAAGUAUGGCCCAGUGAACCUGUUGAAACUACUACGGAUUCCAAAGAUAAUUUUGGCUGUGUUUCUUUUCUGGUUUUUAGUUUUAUAUGCAAAACAUUGGGAAAUGACUUGGUCAAUGAUUUCCACAGUUGGGGUUCAACAUUUGGUUGGUUGGCUUGUUCGUUUCUUUUGACUUGACACAAUGUAUGAAGAGAUAAUGUUUUUGACCUAAAUGUUAUCUUCACUGAUGUUGCAACAACCUCCUAUUUCAGUUUCACACCACCCCGCCUUGCUUUCACCCUGUUUGCCUUCACCUCACUUAUCUGACCCCCUGUGGACAGAUGACUGUACAGUUUCUAUCAAACUUGAAAAUACUUUUUGUAAAUAGUUUUACAACAUCAAAAAAAAAAAAACUAAUUGUAUUGGUAAGCUUUAGAGUUUCUAAAUUUUGUUACACUGUAUUUAAAAUUUAAAAUCCAAUAAAUUCCAUUUAAAUUAUCUUA